UGAGAAACACAUCGUGUCAGCAAUUUCGAUUUACUUUGCAAUUAUUAAAAUUAGUUUGUCUGGUCAGCAUUUCAACGCUGUUUAGCAUUUAUCGUUUGUUAUCAUUACACCAUCAAUGUGCUGGUAUCGAAAACUGUGCGGCCUCUGACCAGUAGCGAACAACCGUGAUUUUACAACUGUGUGACAGCGAACAAGCGCGGUCGUCAUCGUUUACCCAACACAUUCUUGUUUUCCGUAUUUUGUGAUAAGAUAAGCAUUAUUAUUUUCUGCCACACCAUCGCAAGUUAUAGAGAGCGCAGCGCAGUUACAGUGUUCCAGAGAAAUGACUCAGGCUGCUCACAUACGAGUUUCUUCGGUCGAAUAGAACAAACUGUCCGGACUGUCCAGCAUUUCAGUGGCCAUUCUAUUGCUUCAGUUGAUCCCAGUACAUAGCCGACGCACAUACCUGUAGUCAUGCCUCUUAAUAUACUAGUAACCGGCGGAGCCGGAUUCGUGGGUUCGCAUACAGUGCUGGAAUUGCUUGCCGCCGGACAUCAGGUCAUUUGUGUGGACAAUUUGUGCAACGCCUACGGGGCGGCCGGCUCCAAGCUGCCGGAAUCGCUGAAACGGGUUCAGGAGCUUGCGGGAAAAACCGUCAUCUUUUACGACGUGGACAUUCGCGAUAAGGAUGCACUGAGGGAAAUUUUCAAAAAGCACAAAAUUGAUUGUGUGGCACACUUUGCGGCACUGAAAGCGGUUGGAGAAUCAUGUCGAAUUCCUUUGCAGUACUAUCAGAACAAUAUAACCGGUACUAGCGUUCUGCUCGAGGUCAUGGAGGAGAGCAGCGUGUUCAGCUUCGUGUACAGCUCGAGUGCCACCGUUUACGGUGAACCGCAAAAACUGCCACUGAACGAAACCCACCCGACGGGAAACUGCACCAAUCCGUACGGUAAGAGCAAGUACUUCACGGAGGAAAUCCUAAAGGACCUUUGCCAAUCGGAUACCCGCUGGUCGGUAAUAUCUUUGCGCUAUUUUAACCCCGUUGGGGCGCACAAGUCCGGCCGCAUCGGAGAGGAUCCGAACGGGGAGCCGAACAACUUGAUGCCAUACAUUUCGCAGGUGGCCGUCGGACGGAGGCCCUGCCUGAAGGUGUUUGGCAAUAACUACGAUACGCCGGACGGAACGGGAGUGCGAGACUAUAUCCACAUCGUGGAUCUGGCCGAAGGACAUGUCAGUGCCAUCCAAAAGUUGUCCAGCGGUGAGUUGAAGGGUUUUGUUGUGUACAAUUUGGGCACCGGACGGGGGUACUCGGUACUAGAGGUGGUGGAUGCAUUUGCUAAAGCUUCAGGCAAGAAAAUUUCGUACGAAAUCGUAGAUAGACGUCCCGGUGACGUAGCGACCAGCUAUGCUGAUGUUACGCUAGCCGCGAAGGAACUCGGCUGGACUGCGAAACGUGGACUAAAGGAAAUGUGCGAAGACACAUGGAACUGGCAAAAGUCGAACCCGAACGGGUUCGCCGGAUCUCGGUAAAUCAUCAGCGGGUAUGAGCAAAACGAAGUAAGAUUUCUACCAAUUGCGUUUAAUCAAGAGGCCAUUUAUUCCAAAGCUACGUUUUAUGUUUUAUGAAAUACCUACCAUAGAUAGCAAAAUAAUACUGCACAUCCAACAGAUACUGUUAUAGGACCAAAUAAACAUAUUUAAUUACAAGGG
Molecule: messenger RNA, 1689 nt
Organism: Sabethes cyaneus
Lineage: Eukaryota; Metazoa; Arthropoda; Insecta; Diptera; Culicidae
Gene: Gale
Product: UDP-glucose 4-epimerase
Exons: 5
Coding region: 454-1509 (351 amino acids)
Biological process (GO): beta-D-galactose catabolic process via UDP-galactose, Leloir pathway
Cellular component (GO): cytosol
Molecular function (GO): UDP-glucose 4-epimerase activity
Source: RefSeq, a predicted model, not a curated record